This is a messenger RNA of Sipha flava (yellow sugarcane aphid), 1889 nucleotides long. RefSeq lists its product as uncharacterized. NCBI's taxonomy places the organism in Eukaryota, Metazoa, Arthropoda, Insecta, Hemiptera, Aphididae. The transcript is spliced from 2 exons. The record is from RefSeq and is a predicted model, not a curated record. Bases 717 to 1238 code for a protein of 173 amino acids.
UUUGGUUUUUUUUUUAAAAAAUAUUCAAAUUAUUGGAAAUAAAGCGAAUAAUAUUUCAUGUUUUCACCGUUCUACAAUUCAUCGACGGUCCGAUGUAUUAAUAGUUCGUGACGUCAGUGUUAUUCCCUUAUUGUAUCAUUGCAAUAGAUUAUCAAUACAAUUAAAUACACUGAUAUGUCUGUAUAGUAUAUACUUUAUCCUUUAUAGUUUUAAUUUUAGUACUCCCGAUUCCGUCGUUGUCGAACGUUGUCGUCGUGAAUUAAAUCGUAAAUCUAAAUACGUAUUUUAAUAUCAAUUAAAAAAAUCAAUUAAAACAUUAUUAAAUCGCCUUCGUUGUUAUGUUGAUGAAUUUGGUUCCGAUAUUUUUUAAAUUGAUUCGAGUAUUUUAUUUUAUAAAAUUUGUGAAACAAAAGUAAAUUCUAAUAAAAAAUAUAACAUGUCUCAACAUUUAAAAACUGACAAACAUCUCAAGGGCAUUAAUCGAUGUAAAGAACAAACACAAAGAAAACAACAACAAUUAAUGACUGUUAAUAUCUCUAAAAAAUCAUCAUUGAAUAAAGAUUUGUGUGAAGCUCUAAUUUCCGCAAACAUUCCGUUAAAUAAACUAUCAAACGCAAAAUUUAAAACAUUUUUAGAAACAUAUACAAAAAAUUAAAUUCCCUGUGAGGCCACAUUAUGCAAAGGAUAUGUAGACGAUAUUUACACGGAGACCUUGAAUGCUAUCAGAGAAAAAAAUUUCCAACAAAAUGAUUUGGGUCAGUAUUGACGAGACCACUGAUAUCGACGGUCGUUUCAUCGCAAAUGUAAAUGUUGGUACUCUUGAAGAACAUCGUUCAGGUGAAAUUUUUUUACUUAAUUCUGAUGAGUUGGAUAAAUCUAACCAUUCUACCAUAUGUAAACUAUUUGAUAAAUCAAUGAAUAUACUAUGGCCAGGUGGUAUCCACCAUGAUAACGUGCUUUUGUUUUUAUCCGAUGCCGCACCUUACAUGGUCAAAGCGGGUGAAGUUCUGAAAUCGUUUUAUUCAAAAAUGAUUCACGUAACAUGUGCAGUUCAUGGGCUCCACAGGGUCGCGGAAGAAGUAAGAGGUCAAUUUAGUACUGUCGACAAAAUCAUUUCGUGUGUGAAAAUAAUAUUUAGAAAAGCACCAAGUCGUUUACUACUAUUUAAAACAGAAGCACCAAACAUAAGAUUACCCCCAGAACCAAUCAAUUCUCACCCGCUGGGGAAGUUGGAUUAAUGCCGCUGUAUAUUAUUGUGAACAUUUCAAGAUUAUACACCAUGUUAUUUUUAUGUUAGAUAAAAAUGAAGCAAUCAGUAUAAGAGAUGAACAACAUUAUAUUGUAAAACCUGGUUUAAAAAAUAAUCUUACGUACAUUAAAUCAAAUUUUGUUAAAUUAACUAUGGCUAUUGAUAAUUUACAACAGCAAAAUAUACCAUUUUCCGAGUCAAUUAAAGUAGUUCAAUAUAUAAAAAGAAGCUUUGAAACUUUGAGGGAUCAGAAUGGGAAAGCUGUGAACAAAAAGUUACACCAAGUUCUUGAAAAAAAUCAUGGAUUGUCGGCAUUAAUAAAAAUAUCUAAUAUUUUAACGGAUGAAGAAAUAUCUGAAAAUCUAGACGGGCUACCUGAAGAUCUAAACUGUAAUGACUUGGUAUUUUAUAAGUACGCACCAAUAACGUCUGUUGACGUUGAGAGGUCAUUUUCUACUUACAAGACUGUACUAUCAAAUAACUGCAGUUGAUCUUUCAAAUUCGAAAAUUUACGAAAACAUUUAAUAAUCCAGGUUUUAAUUCAACCAGUCCAGCCAGUCUCUGAACCGUCAAUGAACAUAAACGUUUUAUAAAACAGUAUAAUAAUUAUAUAACAGUAUAGUAAUUGACAAAUGUAAUU